CACUCCCUCUCUCUCGCUCUCUCUCUGUCUCUCACACUCACUCACUGACUUGGCAAAUAAGGAAAAAGACAAUAAGGAAGGAACAAGUGACCGCGGUAGAGAGGGAAUGCAAUCUCUGGUGAAACUUUCACACGCCCAGGAAGGAGAGAGCGACAGAGCGAGACAAGGCAAGAACUCAGAUGUCUCGCUGGAUUCCCACUAAGAAGGAAAAAUACGGAGUCGCGAUCUACAAUUACAAUGCGAAAGAAGAGGUGGAGUUAUCGCUGCAGGUGGGAGAUUCCAUCCACAUCCUGGAGACACACGAAGGUUGGUACAGAGGCUGCACACUGCGGAAUAAAUGGAAAAAGGGCAUCUUUCCCGUGACCUACAUCCAUGUGAAGGAAGCGACUGUGGAAGGCCGAGGACAGGAGGAGACGGUAAUUCCCACAGAGUUGCCUCUGGUACAGGAGCUGACCAUGACACUGCGAGAAUGGGCGCUCAUCUGGCACAAGCUUUACCUGAGCGGUAACCAGAAAAUGUUCAGACAUGUGCGGAACAUGACGUGCAGCCUGAUCGAGUGGCGUUCCCAAAUCCUGUCUGGAACUUUGCCGAAGGACGAGCUGUUGGAACUGAAGAGGAAAGUCAUUGACAAGAUUGAUUACGGGAAUCGGAUUCUGGGGCUAGACCUGGUGGUACGGAACGAGAAUGGUAACAUACUGGACCCUGAUCAAACAAGCACCAUCACCCUCUUCAAAGCUCACGAGACCAUCUCACGAGGGAUUGACGAACGGAUCCAGGAGGAGAAGAAGUCUAGGAUUCAGAGUAUGGAGCUUAGGCGUCAGUCUGUGUUCAGCAACAGCCACACCUACAGCCUUUACAUCAACUUGAAGAAUUUUGUCUGUAAUAUUGGUGAGGACGCAGAACUGCUGAUGUCUCUCUAUGACCCGAUUCAGUCUGAGUUCAUCAGUGAAAACUAUUUGGUGCGAUGGAGCAAGACUGGAAUGCCGAAGGAGAUAGAGAGACUAAACAACCUGCAAGUUGUCUUCACCGACCUGAGUGGCAGUGAGCUGCUGAGGGUGAAGACCAGCCUGGUGUGUCAGAUUGUCCGAGUGGGCCACAUGGAGCUUAAGGAGGGCAGGAAGCACACAUGUGGAUUGCGCAGACCCUUCGGAGUGGCAGUGAUGGACAUCACAGACAUCAUCAACGGCAAGGUAGACGAUGAAGAGAAACAGCACUUUAUCCCCUUCCAACAAGUGAUCGGGGAGAACGAGCCUUUGACCUCCGUCUUCAACAAGGUCAUCGCGGCCAAAGAGGUCAACCAUAAAGGGCAAGGUCUCUGGGUCUCGACAAAGCUGCUCCCAGGAGAUAUUCAGCAGGUCCACAAGGAUUUUCCUCACUUAGUUGACCGGUCAACAGCCAUCGCUCGGAAAAUGGGCUUCCCAGAGAUUGUCCUUCCAGGAGACAUUCGGAACGACAUCUACGUGACCCUGGUCCAAGGGGAGUUUGACAAAGGUAAGAAGAAGACACCGAAGAAUGUGGAGGUAGUGAUGGCUGUGUACGAUGAGGAAGGCAACCAACUGGAGAAAGCUAUCUUCCCUGGAGCAGGUUACGAGGGGAUAUCAGAAUACAAGUCUGUCAUUUACUACCAGGUGAAACAGCCAUUUUGGUACGAAACAGUCAAGGUAGAAAUCCCAAUCGAUGAUGUCCAUCGCUGUCAUUUGCGGUUCACGUUCCGACACCGGUCAUCCCAGGAGUCUAAAGACAAGUCAGAGAAGUUUUUCGGGAUGGCGUUUGUGAAGCUGAUGAAGGCGAACGGCACCACUCUUCGUGACGGGCGCCAUGACUUGCUCGUCUACAAGGGGGACAUGAAGAAGGCAGAGGAUGCCAGGUGUUACUUAGCACAGCCUGGCACAAAGGAGGAUGUGGAGACGAGCAAUGGGCAGGCUGGGAAGCUCACUCACCACUCGGGCAUGCUGCCCCUGACCAAGGACAGCUUUCAGAUCUCCACCCUCAUCUGCUCAACAAAGUUGACCCAAAAUGUUGACCUGCUCGGUCUCCUCAACUGGAGAUCAAGCCAUCAGAGCAUUGAACACAACCUCAGGAAGCUGAUGGAGGUGGAAGGGAGUGAAAUUGUGAAGUUUUUACAGGACACCCUGGACGCUCUGUUUAACAUAAUGAUGGAGACAUGCGAGAGCGACGUGUAUGAUUUUCUGGUCUUCGAUGCUCUGGUGUUUAUCAUCUCUCUGAUCGGAGACAUCAAGUUUCAGCACUUUAACCCUGUCUUAGAAACUUACAUCACCAACCACUUCAGUGCCACACUCGCUUACGUGAAACUCGCCAAAGUCCUGAAUUAUUAUGUCGGGAAAGCAGAGAACGGGGAUAAAACUGACCUUCUCUUCGCUGCCCUGAAAGCAUUGAAAUACGUCUUUCGCUUCAUCAUCCAGUCCAGGAAACUGUACCUGAGGAUCUAUGGCAGCGAAACGGACAACAACGCCUUCAACGAUUCCAUUCGGCAACUCUUCCUCUCCUUCAACUCCCUGAUGGACAGACCCCUGGAGGAAGCCAUCAAGAUUAAGGGAGCUGCACUGAAGUACCUGCCAGGCAUUAUCAAUGAUGUGAUGCUGGUGUUUGACCCCACAGAACUCAGUGUGCUGUUUACCACAUUUAUCCAGAGCAUUCCCGACAACCAGCUGGUGAGACAGAAGCUGAACUGCAUGUGUAAGAUAGUGGAGAGCGAUCUCUUCAAACACCCUGAUUGCAGGGAUGUACUGUUAACCCUCCUGAUCGAUCAGUUGAGUGGUCAACUGGACGAUAACACUAACAAGCCAGACCACGAAGCAUGUGGUCAGCUGCUAAGCAGUAUGCUCGAGGUGCUGGACAGGAGGGACAUUGGACCGACACAGAUGCACGUCCAAAUGAUCAUGGGACGUCUCCUGCGGAGGAUAAACCGGACGGUGAUUGGGAUGAACCGACAAUCCAACCUGAUUGGCAACUUUGUGGCCUGUAUGAUAGCGAUUCUGAAGCAGAUGGAAGAUUAUCACUACACUCAUUACAUCAACACCUUCAAGACUAGGCAGGACAUCAUUGAUUUCCUCAUGGAAACCUUCAUUAUGUUCAAAGACCUGAUUGGGAAAAAUGUCUACCCAGCGGAUUGGAUGGUCCUCAACAUGAUGCAGAACAGGGUCUUCCUUCGAGCGAUCAGCCAGUUUGCGGGAAUCCUCACUAAGCUAUUCCUGGACCAAGCCAACUUUCAAUUGCAGCUCUGGAACAAUUAUUUCCACUUGGCCGUGGCCUUUCUGGUUCAGGAAUCCCUUCAGCUCGAGGAGUUCUCCAGAGAGAAACGAAACAAGAUUCUCAACAAGUACGGAGACAUGAGAAAAAAGAUUGGCUUCCAGGUCAGAGAUAUGUGGUACAAUCUAGGCCCCCACAAAAUCAAGUUCAUCCCAGCCAUGGUGGGUCCUAUCCUGGAGAUAACCCUCGUCCCUGAGCCCGAGCUCCGUAGGGCCACCAUCCCCAUCUUCUUCGACAUGAUGCAGUGUGAAUACAGCGUUCACAGAGGCUUCCACGCGUUUGAAUAUGAGCUGAUAACAAAAGUGGAUCAAGAGGUGGAGGGCGGCCGUGGGGAUGAGCAGUACAAAGCUCUGCUGGAGAAAAUUUUGCUGGAACACUGCAGGAAGCACAAAUAUCUGGCCGUGUCCGGAGAGGCCUUUGUGUUGCUGGUGAGCAGCCUCCUGGAGAACCUUCUAGACUACAGGACCAUCAUGCACGACGAGAGCCGCGAAAACCGCAUGAGCUGCACCGUCAACGUCCUGACAUUCUAUAAGGAAAAGAAAAGAGAGGAUAUCUACAUAAGGUACUUGUACAAACUGCACGACCUGCACAAGGAUUGUGAAAACUAUACUGAGGCCGCUUACACGCUUCUGUUACACGCUGAACUUCUGCAGUGGUUGGAUGAUCCCUGUGAGGGUUACCUAGUCCGUAGGGAGGAUUCCCAGGCUCUGUCACACAGAGAGCUGAAAGAGAAGCUUUAUCAGGAAAUCCUACAUUACUUUGACAACGGCAAGAUGUGGGAAAAUGCCAUCCAGCUGAGCAAGGAACUGGCCGGGGUGUACGAGAAUGAGAUGUUUGAGUAUGAGAUGCUCAGUUCUCUGUUGAGACAGCAAGCCAAGUUUUAUGAAAACAUCAUGAAAGCCAUGAGACCACAACCCGAAUACUUUGCUGUGGGCUGUUAUGGCCAAGGCUUCCCUUCAUUCCUCAGGAACAAAAUGUUUAUCCACCGCGGGAAGGAGUAUGAACGUUAUGAGGAUUUCCGGUUGAAGUUAGCCACGCAGUUUCCCAACUCCGAGAAAAUGACCAGCACCUCACCUCCUGGGGACGACCUCAAAGUCUCCCCCAAACAGUAUAUCCAGUGUUUCACUGUGAAGCCAGUGCUCAGCCUCCCUCCCAAAUACAAGGACAAGCCUGUCCCAGAGCAAAUCCUCAACUUUUACCGUGUGAACGAGGUGCAGCAGUUCCAGUAUUCCCGGCCAUUCAGGAAAGGAGAAAAAGAUCCUCAUAACGAGUUUGCUACCAUGUGGAUUGAACGGGUGACGUACACAACAGCUUACAAGUUUCCGGGGAUUUUGCAGUGGUUUGAAGUCAAGUCCUCAACGUCUGAGGAGAUCAGCCCUUUGGAAAAUGCCAUUGAGGCCAUGGAGCGGGUCAACGAGAAGAUCAGUAACUUGGUGCAGCAACACACCUGGGAUCGCUCACUACCUGUCCACCCGCUCUCUAUGCUUCUCAACGGUAUUGUGGAUCCUGCGGUCAUGGGCGGUUUUGCCAACUACGAAAAGGCCUUCUUCACUCCUGAGUACAUUCAAACUCACCCCAAAGACCAGGAGAAAAUCGAUAUACUGAAACACUUGGUCGCCUUACAGAUCCCGUUACUGACUGAGGGGAUCAGGAUCCACGGGGAAAAAUCCACGGAAGAACUGAAACCUCUUCACGACAGGAUAACCUCCUGCUUCAAGGAACUGAAGGAGAAAGUGGAAAAGCUCUACGGAAUUAUCACUUUGGCCUCGUCCUUCACUGCCAGGAAGCGGAGCCGCUCAGGCUCAGUGGUGCUGCCCUAUAUAAUGUCCUCCACCCUCCGUCGCCUCUCCACCGUCUCGGUCACCUCCUCACUGACCUCCAGCUCCUCAGCCUCGUCAGACAGCACCUCCUCCCGCCCCGACUCCAACGGCUCAGUACUGGAGCCUCUGGUAGAGCAGAGGGGAGUGGCCCUGAGCAGAGGGGAGGACGGGCUGGACAGGGACGAGAUGGACUUCAGGAUCAGCAGGUCCAGGAGGAGGGAGAAGAACAUCAGCAAAUCCCAGGUCAUCUUCGAGAGGGACGUGAGGAGUGAGCUCUCGGCUUCGUCUGAUAAGGUUUACGUCUCGGAGGUGUUAUCCCCGCUCCGCCCCCAGAGACCGAAGAGCCUGCAGUUCGGAGACAAACGACUGUCCUCUUUCCAGUUCUCCUCUCAGCUCUCGCAGGGUUUGUCUCCCCUCAGCCCGGCUCCGACAACCCCCAGGACACUGAGUUUCCCCACCCUGCAGACAGAUGCUGAGACCAGAUUGACAGACAGCAGCCCCCCUCCCCCCACCCCCCCAAAACAUGCCAGCCAGCGGCACUCCCUCCACACACCUGGCGAUGCUCCACCGCUGCCGGACAAGACAGAGUCUCGGGGGUCGCGCCCGCCUCCUCCGCCCCCCAAGAGCCGACGAUCGCAGGUGGGGGCUCCCCCAGGGCCGGGCUGGGGAGCGGAAUAGCAGCGGAAUAGUACCUCCGCCCGUCCCCCCCGACCACUGCAGGGAGAACAGAGCUGCUCAAAGGGGGAAACCCCCAACCUUCACCCAACAGGAGCCUGUGGCGGAGCACUUGAACCCCUUCCUGACUGGAGAAAAUCCCCCAAUCCCCUCCCCCUCCUUUACCCCAUUCCCCUCCUUUUUUCCCCCCCUCCCCCUCCUUUCCCCCUCCUGUUGGGAAAAACUUGGAGUCGAACCAGAUCUACUUCCCAGUUUUCCCAACGGGGGAAAAUAAAUCGGAAAGGCUUGAUUGACAUUA
Molecule: messenger RNA, 6063 nt
Organism: Callorhinchus milii (elephant shark)
Lineage: Eukaryota; Metazoa; Chordata; Chondrichthyes; Chimaeriformes; Callorhinchidae
Gene: dock5
Product: dedicator of cytokinesis 5
Exons: 52
Coding region: 180-5768 (1862 amino acids)
Biological process (GO): small GTPase-mediated signal transduction; cell migration
Cellular component (GO): cytoplasm; plasma membrane
Molecular function (GO): guanyl-nucleotide exchange factor activity; small GTPase binding
Source: RefSeq, a predicted model, not a curated record